ACAGUGAAACCAAUGGCUUGGUGCGCCGCAGGGUCACAUGGUGUCAGAGGGACACACCUGUGCGGAGCCCGCGGGGGCCUUGCAGUUGCGCCACAGGUGCGUAAGAGCUGAAGGUCCACGCCGAGGCAGGAUCGCAGGUACUCAGCCUCGGGUCCUCUCCAACCAUGAAUCGGGACGACGCCUUCUACCCGUCUCCGGUUUUUAAAGACUCCUGCGCCUAUCAGAGAUCUCCGGGAGAUGACUACAGUCCGCCGCCCUGCCUCUACAUGAGCAGGCAGGUGCACUCCGUGUACACGCCGCCGUCCCUCGGCACCCUGGAGCAGGCCAGCCUUCCCGACAUCGCUCCUGCGGCUUUCACUAUGCCCGGCAUGCGGGAGGAUCCGGGCGUGCCACCGCUCCACCACCCGCAGGGCCUCCAGCAGCAGCCAACACUCCAGCCUCCGGGUUAUAUAGACGCAGGAGAGCAGAACAGAUAUCACCUCCCUUUUCCCUGGAUGAAGACCACCAAAUCCCACUCGCACACCUGGAAGGGCCAAUGGACAGGGUCUUACGUGAUGACCGAGGCAGAGGAGAACAAGCGCACGCGGACCGCGUACACGCGCGCCCAGCUGCUGGAGCUGGAGAAGGAGUUCCUCUUCAACCGCUACAUCUCGAGGCCGCGGCGCGUGGAGCUGGCGCUGACCCUGAGCCUCACCGAGCGCCACAUCAAGAUCUGGUUCCAGAACCGGCGCAUGAAGUGGAAGAAGGAGGAGGACCGGAGGAGGGCCAGGGAGUCUGAGCCGGACCAGGACUCUUCCAUCACCUCUGGGGAUCAGGGAGAGACCGCGGGGGCGGGAGUGUCUUCCUCGAAUGGACCUCACACCAGCACGCCCCCUGUUUCCCCACUGCACGGCCACACGUUGUCCGCGUCGGGGUCCAGAGAACCAGCGUAGACGUGGACAGCACUCGCUCUUAACUGGAUUAUAUAGGAAAUAUAUAUAUAUUUUUUUGUUGCACAAAGAUAAGGCUAUUCUGACAGCAAGUUAACGGACUUGGCAAGAUCCCCUCAUUCAUUCCAGUGUUUUUAUUUUUAUUUUUACAUGGAAAAUGUGGCUCACUACCCAGGGCGCCAUUCAUCCAGGGAGCAGAAAUCAGUCAAUCAGUGAAUCAAUCAAUCAAUCAAUCAAUCAAUCAAUCAAUCAAUCUAUCUAUCUAUCUAUCUAUCUAUCUAUCUAUCUAUCUAUCUAUCUAUCUAUCUAUCUAUCUAUCUAUCUAUCUAUCUAUCUAUCUAUCUAUCUAUCUAUCUAUCUAUCUAUCUAUCUAUCUAUCUAUCUAUCUAUCUAUCUAUCUAUCUAUCUAUCUAUCUAUCCAUCCAUCCAUCCGUCCAUCCGUCCGUCCGUCCGUCCAUCCAUCAAGUAGGAAACAUGUUUACUAUUGUAUACAUUCAAGAUAUCAGC
This is a messenger RNA of Poeciliopsis prolifica (blackstripe livebearer), 1436 nucleotides long. It is a transcript of the gene pdx1, whose product is annotated as pancreatic and duodenal homeobox 1. The record is from RefSeq and is a predicted model, not a curated record. Gene Ontology annotation, molecular function: RNA polymerase II cis-regulatory region sequence-specific DNA binding; DNA-binding transcription factor activity, RNA polymerase II-specific. NCBI's taxonomy places the organism in Eukaryota, Metazoa, Chordata, Actinopteri, Cyprinodontiformes, Poeciliidae. The transcript has 2 exons. The coding region runs from base 165 to 932 and encodes 255 amino acids. Gene Ontology annotation, cellular component: nucleus. Gene Ontology annotation, biological process: type B pancreatic cell differentiation; regulation of transcription by RNA polymerase II.